ACUGAUAAAGAACACUAGACUAAAAUCCAAAUGCGAAUCGCUGAAUAUGGGGGCAAGUUUAUUAUUCUUCGUGUUAAUUUGUGCAAAUUCUAUAACCAAUGUGGAGCUUGGCGGCAUCUGUGAUAAGAAAUGUGAAUGGACAGGAUGGAGCUCUUGGUCUGAAUGUGACAGAAAAUGUGCUGGCGGACAUCAGAAACGUUCCAGAGAGUAUUGCUGUAGACUGGAGUUGGCACACGAUAUAAAACGCUGCAUGCAAGAUUGUGGAAAGGAUUAUAACAACAUGGAAAGCGGUUUCCAAGACACUAAGGGCUGUAAUGAACAUUGUAGUAAUGGUGGACAAUUCAUUUUUGCUGGAUAUUGUCAAUGCCCUGCUAGAUACCGGGGGACUUGCUGUCAAGAUGUGGUUACCUGUGGACAACCCAGUACAAUUUCUCAUGGUAGUUUCACCGGUAGUGAUUUUACCUAUGCGGGUAAAAUUGAAUACACGUGCGACAAGAAUUAUAACAUGACGAUCCCUUCACAAUCUACUCGCACCUGCUCGUCACGUGGAGAUUGGAACGGAAGUGCCCCGACUUGCUUGUAUGCAACCUCGUGUGAAAGUAGUCCAUGUAAGAAUGGGGCUAGUUGUGAGAAUUUGUUGGGUGACUUUCUUUGUGUAUGUUUGUCCGGGUGGACAGGGAAAAAUUGCAAAACUGAUGUGCAACCGCCGAUUGUCCAAGGAUGUCCAACAGACAGGAAUAUUGUUACAUCAGACUUGACAAGUCGUCAAAACUGGUCAGAACCAAAUAUCACGGAUCCGCACGGUACACAAGUUGUCAUAACCAAGAACUACCAAAAAAGUGAAUUUGUAUUUCCAUGGGGAGAGUUUACUAUACAAUACAGUGCUGUCAAACCUUCCAACGGACUACGUGCUGAGUGCAAGUUCAAUAUCUCGGUGAAAC
Messenger RNA from Ruditapes philippinarum (Manila clam), 941 nucleotides. Its product is annotated as protein jagged-2-like. Lineage: Eukaryota; Metazoa; Mollusca; Bivalvia; Venerida; Veneridae. The annotation marks the transcript as partial. The record is from RefSeq and is a predicted model, not a curated record. The transcript has 4 exons. Gene Ontology annotation, molecular function: calcium ion binding.